Molecule: messenger RNA, 3776 nt
Organism: Xyrauchen texanus (razorback sucker)
Lineage: Eukaryota; Metazoa; Chordata; Actinopteri; Cypriniformes; Catostomidae
Gene: serinc2l
Product: serine incorporator 2, like
Exons: 11
Coding region: 116-1471 (451 amino acids)
Cellular component (GO): membrane
Source: RefSeq, a predicted model, not a curated record
AGAGAAGCAACUCAUACCUGCCAGUUGAUCCUCUAACGGCUUGGAAUUAUUUAAAUAUUUAAUAAGAUAUGGGGGCAUGCAUGGCGCUGUGCUCACUUGCGAGCUGUAAGAAAGAAUGUCUCUCAUCUGGGACGGCAUGAGGGCCUCAUGUUUAUGUGGCUCAGCUCCAUGUCUUCUUUGUGGCUGUUGUCCUUCUACGAACAACUCCACUGUCACACGGCUGGUCUUCUCCUUCUUUCUCCUACUGGGCACACUGGUGUCUGUAAUAAUGAUCUUGCCUGGCAUGGAGACGCAGCUCCGCAAGAUUCCUGGCUUUUGUCAAGGGGGAACCACGAUACCAGGGAUUGAAAACCAUGUGAACUGCAACGUGAUUGUUGGCUACAAAUCAGUCUACCGUAUGUGUUUUGCUAUGGCUUGCUUCUUUUUCCUUUUCUCUGCUAUAAUGAUUCGUGUACGGAGCAGCAAAGACCCUCGCGCCGCCAUUCAGAACGGGUUCUGGUUCUUCAAGUUUCUGAUCCUGGUUGGUAUCACCGUUGGAGCCUUUUUCAUCCCAGAUGGAACAUUUCAUAAUGUAUGGUUCUACUUUGGUAUCGUGGGCUCCUUCAUGUUUAUCUUGAUCCAGCUCAUUCUCCUAAUUGACUUUGCUCACUCCUGGAAUGAGGUUUGGGUGAGGAAUGCUGAGGAGGGCAACAGCAAGUGUUGGUUCUCAGGUCUGCUGUUCUUCACUAUACUACAUUACGUCUUGGCCUUUGCUGCGAUCGUGCUGUUUUAUCUAUACUACACUAAACCCGACGACUGUGCCGAACACAAGUUCUUCAUCAGUUUUAACCUUAUUCUUUGUGUCAUCAUAUCGGUGGUUUCCAUUCUGCCCAAAGUGCAGGAUGUUUCACCACAGUCUGGUCUGCUUCAAUCCUCUCUGAUCACUUUAUACACUAUGUACGUCACUUGGUCUGCCAUGACCAAUAAUCCAAACCGGGAGUGUAACCCUAGUCUGCUCAGCCUGGUGUCCAAUGUCAGCACAGCGGAGGCCACGCCCACCAGCUCCCCUGGGAUGGUACAAUGGUGGGAUGCUCAAGGCAUUGUGGGACUGAUCAUCUUUCUCUUUUGCACUUUUUACGCCAGUAUCCGUUCAUCCAGUAACGCUCAGGUGAACAGGCUGAUGCAGACAGAGGAGGGGAAGGGUUCUGGGGGAGGGGAGGAAGUUGGCGAGGACGGCCUUCGGCGUGCUUUGGAUAACGAGGAGGACGGUGUCACUUACAGCUAUUCUUUUUUCCACUUCCACCUCUUCCUGGCUUCUCUCUACAUCAUGAUGACUCUCACUAACUGGUACAAGUCUGACACCACCACUCAGGCCAUGCAGAGCUCUAUGCCUGCGGUGUGGGUUAAGAUCUGCUCCAGCUGGCUGAGUCUGGCCCUCUACAUGUGGACCCUUGUGGCUCCUCUUAUUUUCCCCAACCGUGACUUCAACUGAGCUUGAAAGGGCGAGACUGUCUCACACUUUCACAGCUAUUUGUGUCUGUGUGUGGGUAUGUGUGAGAUAGAAAUAUAAAAAAAAAACAUUCAAGCAAUUCAUCAUCACCAGUGAUACAUAGUUUUAAACAAAUCUGUAUUAGAUCUGGUCAUAUCACUGUUGAUGACUUUUAUAGGGCUGUAAAGUAGUUGCAAGUUUAAAAUUGCAUGCAUGUUACCAUGACAAGUAUUUAAAAAAAUUACAAACAAUUAUUAUUUCAGUUGUUCAGUAAAUUGACACGACACUUGAGGAUUACUGCUGUGCAAAAAGUUGCUAUUCAACAUUAGUGUGAAGAGUUUCUUUUUAACUUUGUUUAAUGCAUAAUGUUCACACCCUAGCAUAGCGUGUGUGAGUGUGUGUGCAUGCUGCUGCUGCUGCAUAUGAUGCACAUACCCACAUAUGAUGGAUAAAUGAGAUAAAUUAUUAAAAUAGAUUAGAUCAGUAUGUAGCUUCUACUGUGAUGUCCCUAUGGAUUCAUUCAUGCCCAUUGCAUUUCAAUACUCAUGGCUGUUAAAGGGAUUGUUCACCCAAAAAGUGAAAAUUCUGUCAUCAUUUAUUCACCCUCAUGUUGUUCAAACCCAUUGACUGACUUUCUUCUGAUUUACACCCUCCAUCACCAUUCACUCUUAUUGUAUGGGAAAUGAUGCAAUGAAAGUGAAUGGUGAUAGAGACUAGCAUACUGCCUAACAUCUCCAUUUGUGUUAAACAGUGUAAAGAAAGCCAUUCAGGUUUGAAACAAUAUGAGGGUGAGUAAGUGAUGACAGAUUUAUUAAGGUGAUUUAUCCCUUUUUAUUUAAAGGGUUUGCUUUAAUUUCAAAAUCAAUAUGGCUAUUAGUGUGUUUUGUAAAGUCAAUAUUGCUAGUUUAUAUUUAUUAGAUUAAGGUAACAGUACUACUUGUACAUGUGUGUUUAUGAAUUGUAAGCUACUCAUACCUUAGGCCACACAUUUCCAAGCUCAAUAACUGUCCUACUUCAACUUUGUGGUCCUUGCCACGAAUACAAAUAUGCAUGUUACUGCUGCUAGAAACCUGCUCUACCUGAAGGGGAAAUUAUUUUUACAGUGAUACAAUUUCAACAUCAGGGUCUUCAAUAUAUUGUACAAUACAUAUUAUCAAUAUAAAAUACUAGGAAAUUUCACUAUGAUUAUGCACUUUGUUCUUAAGCAAUGUCAGCAGGGAAGCAGGGCUGUGGGUAGCCCAUGUGCACCGUGGGUCCUAAAGGGGGCUGUUAUCACUCCAGGCCCUCUGUACAGCCCCAUAGAACUUGUGUGUUUAGGAGAUAAGCUCAGCCCGACACACCCUUCCCUAGUACAGUAAAGUGCAGAUUUCACUUGAGAUUUCACACUCUGGACUGGGUCUCCCCCUCUGCUGCUCCCACUGCCAUGAAAACAGACUGUGCUGUAAUAUAUAUAAAAUCACUGAUCAUAAUAAUACACAUUAUGGUGCUGCCAAUCCAUCAGAGGCACAUCUUAACAUAUCUUGAGUGUCAAUCAGUGCGUGUGUGUGUGCGCGCGUGUGUGUGUGUGUGCGCGCGAGUGCAUGUGUGAUUUAGUGUGUAAAACCGUUCCUUGAAAUAACAUUUGUAUAUAAAUUUACAUUUGUUGAUGAUUGAUGUGUUUAAUGGGUAGAUGGUAUUUCUGAGUAAAGACUUAAUUCUUCCAUUGUCAGUGAUUGUUUUUUUUUUUUUUUUUAUCUAAAGAUUUCUGUAAAUUAACUCAUUUGUUUCUUGUAAGCACAUGCUGGACUAAAUUCUAAAAAGUUUUUUAUUUUAAAAAAGUGGCAAAAACAUCAGUUUAGGUUUCUUUUUGUCCCAUUACAAAAUUAUGAAGUUAUCAAAUUUCAUGACUCUUUAAGUAUUGUGGAUAUAUCUGCUUCAAGUCAUUUAGUAUUGUGAACACUUGCCUGUGUGAGACUAUGCCAUGCUUGUGACUGAAACUGAUUGUCAAGUAUAUUGUUUGUAUAUAUUCUGCAUUUGUGUUAACACAAGCAUGACCGUUCAUUAUUAGGAGCAACAUGUAAGAUUUGUAAUUCUGUUGAUAAUUCUUCAUGUGCCUUUCUUUAUUGCUUUCGAUAUUCUAUCUUAUCAAAAGUGACCAGGUUUAUUCAGACCUGUUAAGAAGUGCCUUCGCGGUUUUGUAAUUGUAACAUUUCAUAUUUGUUUUCAUACCAUGGACAAUUGCUUUUGCACGUUUUCUCUGUGGAAGUAAUAUUACAGUGAUCUGUGCUAAUACGGUAUACUGCAUAUUUUAAUAAACUGAUGUAAUGAG